Tigriopus californicus is the source of this 1718-nucleotide messenger RNA. Its product is annotated as UDP-glycosyltransferase UGT5-like. Gene Ontology annotation, molecular function: UDP-glycosyltransferase activity. The transcript has 5 exons. Bases 69 to 1631 code for a protein of 520 amino acids. Lineage: Eukaryota; Metazoa; Arthropoda; Copepoda; Harpacticoida; Harpacticidae. The record is from RefSeq and is a predicted model, not a curated record.
AUUUGCCUCUUUUGCAAAUCCUCAGUGAGAUCAGAAGAUCCUGGUAAAUGAGGAGUACAUAGAGCAACAUGGAACCGUCUUUCGUGGAAUUCAAUAAAAUAAUGCAACUCCUAAAUAUCGCGGUUAUACUCUUUUGUGCAAUCGUUGGCACCCAAGGUGGUUCCAUCCUGAUGUACAUGCCAGUUGGCUCCAAGAGUCAUUGGAAUAUCUGGAGGCCUUUGGCUUUGGCCUUGGCAAAGAAAGGCCAUUCUAUGACUUUGAUCGCACCCAACCUAGAUUCCACUUUUGAUGGCAUGCCGAACGUGGACUUGCAAGCUACAGGACUGGGAAUGGAAGCCACCAUCGUAUCUGAAGAGAUCUUUGAGGGAAAACUGGACUGGAACGUGAACAAAUUUGUACAAUUUGAAUUGAACGGUCAAAACCAGACUUUUCAUCAUCCUGCUUUCCAACGAAUCUUCCACGAGAGGCCCAAGUUUGACUUGGUCAUUGUUCACGUGUUCGCCCUUGAUUUUGGCUUCUACUUUGUCAAAGAGGUUCUUCAAACACCAACGCUACUAUUGUUCCCUGGUUCCCGAUAUCCAUCCGCCGAUUACUUCAUGGGCAAUCCGUUGGACCCAUCGUAUAUCCCCUUUGAAUCCUUGCCGUUCUCCCAAGAGAUGACAUUCUUGCAACGAGUCGUCAAUUUUGUGGCCACCCACAUUUUAGCGAGGUCGAGUUGGUAUAUCUUUCCUAAGCUCGAGGAACAAGCUUUCAAGUUCACCAAUGGAGAGUAUCAAAUCGACUUGCACAAGGCCGCCAUGGAUAUCGAUUUCUGUCUGGCCAACGGACAUCCCAUUUUUGAUGGAGUUCGACCCAUUAACCCAAACAUGGCCUUCGUGGGUGGACUUCAUUUGAAGACGCCCAAACCUUUACCCAAAGAUCUCAACACGUGGAUGGACGGAGCCAAAGAUGGAGUUAUUUAUGUCUCCUUUGGAUCAAUUAUAUCUGGAAGCAAAAUGCCGGAGCGAAUUCGUCAAAUGUUCAUCAACGUGUUUUCCACGUUAAAUCAACGAGUCAUUUUCAAAUGGGAAACGGAAGAGAUGGAAGGAAAACCCGAAAAUGUGCUCUUGAAGAAGUGGUGUCCACAACAAGAUAUCUUGGCCCAUCCCAAUGUCCGGCUCUUCAUCACUCAUGGGGGAUUGCUGAGCACCGAAGAAGCCUUGAGUAAUCACAUCCCCAUGUUGUACAUCCCCGGAUUUGCGGAUCAACAUGGUAAUGCAUAUAUUGCUGAGAGCUUGGAAUAUGGUCGAAAAUUGAAUUGGGCAACUCUCAACGAGGUGGAUCUUCAGAGGUCCAUAUUGGCGCUGGUGAACGAUCCCAAAUAUAAGGCAAACGCCGAGUAUUUUGGUCGCCUGGUCAGUGACAAUUUAGAACCACCCAUCGAGAAAGCGGUUUAUUAUGUGGAGUAUCUGAUGCGCCACAAAGGUGCACCGCAUUUGAAACCAGCUCAUCGUCACCUCAAUUGGUUGCAAUACCAUUCUGUGGAUGUGGUGGCAUCUCUUGUGAUGAUUCCGAUUACCAUUGCUAUCAUUUUGUACACAUCCAUUUCGAGUUGUUGGUGCUCGGUCAUCAAAAAGAAGAAACUUUUGUAACCCUUUGACCCCAUUGGACAAGUCGGUCCGUAUCGAUUGUAUUGUACCCGUACAUUGAAUAUCUUAUUAAUAAAGAGUUCAAACACU